Molecule: messenger RNA, 2085 nt
Organism: Glycine soja
Lineage: Eukaryota; Viridiplantae; Streptophyta; Magnoliopsida; Fabales; Fabaceae
Product: spermidine hydroxycinnamoyl transferase-like
Exons: 1
Coding region: 181-1539 (452 amino acids)
Molecular function (GO): acyltransferase activity, transferring groups other than amino-acyl groups
Source: RefSeq, a predicted model, not a curated record
UUACAUCAAAAACUUUGUUGUAGAGAAACUUCAAAUGUUGUGAUAAUGUAAGCCAUUCAACCAUUUAUUGGCAGAUGGUAUACACACGUCUCCUUAAAUUGUGUUUCUCCACAAAUUGACCCCAAAUAUAAGGUAGCAUAUACAACCUAAAAAAUCAAGAACAUACCUACAACCAGAAAAAUGGUAGUAACCAUUGUAGCUUCUCAUUGUGUUGUUCCAAACCAAGAAACACCCAAGGUUCGUUUAUGGUUAUCAGAUAGUGACCAAGUAGUGCGUUUAGGUCAUACACCCACUAUAUAUGUUUACAAAGCAAAACACAACACCAAAACCAUAGAGAGAAUGAAAACCUCACUUGGCAAGAUUUUGGUGUACUACUAUCCAGUUGCUGGAAGAUUGAACUUAUCAGAUAGUGGUCGAAUGGAAUUGGAUUGCAACGCAAAGGGAGUGACACUUCUUGAAGCUGAAACCACAAAGUCAUUGGGUGAUUAUGGAGAUUUUUCACCUUCUGAGUCCAUCAAGGAAGAGCUUGUUCCACAAAUUGAUUAUACUCAACCCUUAGAGGAGCUUCCUUUGUUGUUUGUGCAAUUGACAAGAUUCAAAGAUGGUGAAAGCUUUGCCAUUGGAGUUGCCUGCUCCCAUACGUUGGCUGAUGGUCUUAGUGCAAUUCAAUUCAUCAAUUCAUGGGCAAAGGUAGCUCGAGGAGAGACACUAGAGCCACAUGAAGUGCCAUUUCUUGAUAGAACAGUUCUCAAACUCCAACACUCUCCAUCAGCACCAUGCUUUGAUCACCCAGAACUGAAGCCACUACCACUCAAACUAGGAAGUUCUGAUAGCAUUGCUGAGGAAAACAAGAAGACAUGUGCUGUAUUACUGAAACUAACACCAGAGCAAGUGGGGAAGCUGAAAAAGAAGGCCAAUGACCAACCCAUGAAAGAAGGGUCAAGAGUAAGACCUUAUAGCAGAUUUGAAGCUAUUGCUGCUCAUAUAUGGAGAUGUGCAUGUAAGGCUCGUGAACUUGAUGAGAAACAACCAACCCUAGUUCGGUUCAACGGUGACAUUCGCAGCAGACUAAUUCCACCUCUUCCUAGGACUUACUUUGGGAAUGCUUUGGCAGCAACAGUUACACCCAGAUGUUAUGUUGGAGAAACCUUGUCAAAACCAUUGAGCUAUGCUGCCCAAAAAGUAAGAGAAGCAAUUGAAAUGCUUACGAAUGAGUACAUAAGGUCACAGCUAGACAUUGUAUUAGGUGAGGAGCAAUUGGAUUGCAUAAAGGCUUUAUUCUCGGGACAAGGAGAACGUAGGAAUGCACCAUUUGCAGGGAAUCCGAAUCUUCAAAUCACAAGCUGGAUGAGCAUGCCAGUGUAUGAAGCAGAUUUUGGUUGGGGAAAGCCUAUGUAUUUUGGUUUGGCAUAUGUGUCUGCACAAGAUAGGGCAGUGAUUCUUCUAAGUCCUCAUGGGGAUGGAUCCGUUAUUGUGUCCAUGCACUUCCAAAUAGCACAUAUGCAACUCUUCAAGAAAUACUUCUACGAGAAUAUAUGAUAUAUUCAUAUCAUUCAUCUGAACAGUCUUCAUCAUCAGCUUUGUCCUGCUCAAGUUUUAUAUUUAAUAUAUGCAAUUUCCUAUAUAUGUAAUAUAUAUUUGUGGUUGAUUUUACUUUCCUAGUUUGUUAGUAUUUUGGUAUGUGUUGAAAUGACUACUUUACCACUAGUCAUGUUAGGGAAGUAAUAAGGAACAAAAGAUAAUAGCAGGGGUAGGGGUCGAAAUAGCAAACCAGGGGUACAAGAGGAAGCAAAGCCCAACAGAAGAAUUGUGAAACCAUCUUACCUCAGGGACUAUGUCUGAGGAAAGAAUGGUAAGAUCAGCAAAAGAAGGCACCAUGUACUAUGAGAAAUAUCCUUGUGAAACCAUCUUACCUCAGUAAAUGUUGAACUUUUUAUGCUACAUUAGUUAUCUUCUUUAUGUAUGUUGAAUUUAGAAAAGUUAUAGAUGCUUGAAUUUUGAAGAAAUUUUAAGUCUAGUCCUGGUCCCAAUGCUUUUGCUUGAAUUGAAAUGAGAUUUGUUUCCUACAUUUGAGUUUCUUUGUAA